Messenger RNA from Gallus gallus (chicken), 1183 nucleotides. RefSeq names its product complement C1q A chain (gene C1QA). Gene Ontology annotation, molecular function: protein binding. The transcript has 3 exons. Bases 75 to 806 code for a protein of 243 amino acids. Lineage: Eukaryota; Metazoa; Chordata; Aves; Galliformes; Phasianidae. The record is from RefSeq and is a predicted model, not a curated record.
AAGGGAGAGCUGCCAGCAAACAGAGCAGCCAGCUCCGACAGCUCUGUUCUCAGCCCAGCAAGGAGGGAGACACGAUGCAGCUCAGCCUUUGGCUGGUGACCAGCUCCCUGGCAGCAGUGCUGGGCAUGGAACAGCUUGAGGAUGGGGUGUGUCGGGCACCAAACGGCAAGGAUGGCUUUCCAGGGAUCCCCGGCCUUGAUGGGAGGCCAGGGCAGAAGGGUGAUGUGGGAGAGCCAGGGAGAUCGGCACCAAGGACGGGCAUCCGAGGACCCAAAGGAGACAAAGGUGAAUCAGGGCUUCCUGGCAUCCCAGGGAACCGGGGCUACCACGGUCCACCAGGGCUGCCAGGGAUGCCAGGGAUGCCGGGGCUCAAAGGGGCCAAGGGGAAUGCCGGCAGCUUCCAGCAGCAGCAGCAUCCUGCCUUCUCUGCCUCGCGGACGAUGUCGCUAUUCCGCGGCACCACGGUGGUGUUCAACAACAUCAUCACCAACGAAGAGAACUCCUACAGCCCCCAGACCGGGGAGUUCACCUGCAGCAUCCCCGGGAUUUACUACUUCGCCUACCAAGUGGUCUCCAACGGAGACCUCUGCCUGAGCAUCACCAAGAACGCGGAGCGCGUGGUCAGCUUCUGCGACAACAACAGCCGCAACAUCCUGCAGGUGAACUCGGGCAGCAGCGUGCUGAGCCUGGCCAUGGGCGACCGGGUGUCUGUGAACACCAUCCCGACGAAAGGCAACCUGAUAUACCACGGCUCCGAGGCAGACAGCGUCUUCAGCGGCUUCAUGCUGUACCCUCAGACGGGCUGAUGGACCGCCAGCCCUCUGAUUUGCCCAGACCAGAGCUGCUUAGCACCUGUGUGUGUGCCUGCAUGCGUUUGUGCCCUGCAAGGACGUGGGGUGGCCUGAUGUGACAGCAAAGGGGAUGGCCUCCAACUGAGCAGCAGAGGUCCCUUUUGCCUGCAGGAGCCAGGCAGCUCAGCCCAGUGCCUCCUGGAGGUCAAAGGCUCCUGGCUCCAUGCUCAGACCUCGUGCCAGAGGGGAUUACUUGUCACUGGCUCUCUGUGUGAAAUCACUGUGUGCCACUGCUUUUGCAUCUCUAACCACUGUAAGCGCGUCUCUGGCACAAGACCAGCAUCACCUCUCACGUCCUCCCCAUCACUGCAAAUAAACCUCUUCUUUCCUGA